Cryptomeria japonica (Japanese cedar) is the source of this 972-nucleotide messenger RNA. RefSeq lists its product as uncharacterized. The transcript has 4 exons. Bases 158 to 706 code for a protein of 182 amino acids. The record is from RefSeq and is a predicted model, not a curated record. Gene Ontology annotation, molecular function: cytoskeletal motor activity. Gene Ontology annotation, cellular component: myosin complex. NCBI's taxonomy places the organism in Eukaryota, Viridiplantae, Streptophyta, Pinopsida, Cupressales, Cupressaceae.
ACUUUUCACGGAAGAAUGAGUGAAAGAAUGAAAAAGCUCAUUAUCAAAAGAUUAACGAGAUCUACUGUUCCAUAGACUUUCUUUGAUCCCCUGGGUUGAUUCCCUCAACCCCUCAUUGGUUAUUUGCGAUUGUUUUCCUGGAAAAACGAGCAGGAGAAUGGGCAAAGAAGGCGAGAUAGAGGAGGGGAUGAUGGCGGCCAAGGUGCGUCGCAGGAUUUCAUUGAAUCGCCAAUACCACGGAGAUUAUCUUAAUGUAAAGUCUAAUCAGAACAUUUUCAACCUUCUUCAAAAACAAGGAGACAAGAAACUACUGUUUGCAGACAAUAUUCUGAAGGUCAAUGGGUCAGGUAAGAUCAAGCGGCAAGUGCUAUUGAUAAGUGAUGUUGCUGCUUACCUUUUGGAUGCACAGUGGGGAAAUCUUAAACGCCGAAUAGCAUUGAAGGCUGUUGAGAAAGUCUGUCUGAGUGAACUAAGCGAUAAUUUUUUUGCCAUCAUUGUUCCUACUGAAUAUGAUACUCUUCUGGCAAGUUCUCGAAAGACAGAGAUUGUAGCAGUACUUGUUGAAGCAAUUAAGAAACUUACAGAUAAUCCACUUGAAGUUAUUUUGUCCAACAGGUUUGAAUACUGUGUAGCCUCAGAUUCAACUAGAGAAAUGUUCUUUGAGGAAGUGGAAGGUGGUGUAAAGACAAGGAUUGUAAAAAAGUGACACAUUGGAGAAUUGGAGAGGCAAACUGUCUUUUGUAGUUGCUUUUUCUUGGGGGAAAGGCGAUAAUAUCAUCUUAACAAAUGGGAUGUAUCACAGCAACCGAAGCAUGAUGUAAUUUGUUUUAGCAUGCUUUUUAUCAAUUUUUUUAAUGCAUGUCUGCAUGCAAUAUUGUGGGUAUACUGUAUAUUGUAAUGGUCAUUUAUUGAUAGUAGUUCCACAUGCAUUUACAAUGAGCAUUGGAAAGCAAUAUAAAUAGGAGUUUAUCA